CUUCCGCCGCCGCCGCCGCCGCCCGGCGCCGCUUCCGGACGGUGAUGGGGGGUGGCGGUGGCCGCCGCCGCCGCCGCCGCCGGGGACAGCGAGGGCGAGGGCGCGGAGGAGCCGCCGCGCCGGGUGCGGGCGCCGCGGCCCCGGCACUCAGCGGCAGGUCAGUUUGAUUGGUGGAUAAAGAAGGACCAUGGCAGGCAAUAACCAACUUUGCAUUCGACGUUGGACUACCAAGAAUGUGGCCAAGUGGCUGAAGGAAGAAGGCUUCUGUGAAUAUGUGGAUGUUUUGUGCAAUAGACAUAGGCUAGAUGGAAUCACACUGCUGACACUUACUGAGUAUGAUUUGCGAUCUCCUCCGUUGGAAAUCAAAGUCCUGGGGGAUAUCAAGAGACUGAUGCUGUCCAUACGCAAACUGCAGAAGCAACAUCUUGACGUCCUGGAAGAGCUGGGUUACAACAGUGACAAUCACAUUGGCACAGUGUGCCCAGCUGGUUCACUGCAGGGUACAGAUUGGUUUUGUAAUGGUGAAGUACCUCGGGACUAUGAUGGACUAAUGACUGACCUGAAUGGUGAUCAGUAUCAGUAUGCAAACGGAAAGAACAAACAUGCCACACGGAGACUGGACCCUGAGUACUGGAAGACAGUUUUAAGUUGUGUGUAUGUUUUCAUAGUGUUUGGCUUUACAUCAUUCGUUAUGGUUAUAGUGCAUGAGCGAGUACCUGACAUGCAAACAUAUCCACCUCUACCAGACAUAUUUCUAGAUAGUGUCCCUAGGAUACCAUGGGCUUUUGCUAUGACUGAAGUAUGUGGAGUAAUUCUUUGCUACAUUUGGCUGUUGGUUCUUCUGCUUCACAAACACAGAUCUAUACUCCUGCGCAGGAUGUGCAGCCUCAUGGGGACAGUGUUUUUACUACGUUGCAUUACAAUGUUUGUUACCUCACUCUCGGUGCCAGGCCAGCACUUGCAGUGUACUGGAAAGUUGUAUGGCAAUGUUUGGGCAAAACUCCAGCGGGCAUUUGCAAUAUGGAGUGGCUUUGGAAUGACUCUGACUGGAGUACACACCUGUGGAGACUAUAUGUUCAGUGGGCACACUGUCGUCCUGACCAUGCUCAACUUCUUUGUCACAGAAUAUACCCCAAGGAGCUGGAACUUCUUGCACACCUUAUCCUGGGUCCUGAAUCUCUUUGGAAUCUUCUUCAUUUUGGCUGCACAUGAACAUUAUUCUAUAGACGUCUUCAUUGCCUUUUACAUCACUACAAGACUCUUUUUGUAUUACCAUACAUUGGCUAAUACUAGAGCAUAUCAACAGAGCAGGAGAGCAAGGAUCUGGUUUCCAAUGUUUUCUUUUUUUGAAUGCAAUGUUAAUGGUACUGUUCCAAAUGAGUAUUGCUGGCCCUUUUCAAAACCUGCCAUACUGAAAAGAUUGAUUGGCUGAAGGCUAUGUGGGUCAGUUCAGACUUUUAUGAAGCGUUAUGAUUAAGAUCCUACAGGGCUAGCUGGGGGGGGUGGGGGGAAGACAAAUAACAUUUUUCACUCCAUGCUCUCCUCCUCCUUGCCUUGUUUCUUAGAUUCUUAGCCAUAAAAUGGGGUUCCCAUACUUCACAGGGAUGCGCUUUGUUUUCUUUCUGUGAAAAUAGAAAACAAUGCAGGAACAGGUACAGGCUAUCAGUGAACCAUGACUAUAAACCAGAAUACUUUUACCCUUAGUAAGGUUCUGUGUGAAUGUUUGUGGAAGUUUAACCUAAACGUGCUUGCAUUGAAUAUAAUACACCCUUUACAGGUCCAAAUAAUCUCUGUUACCUGAAUGGCAGCCUUUAGAUAUACUAACUAAAAAAUUAGAACUUUAUGAAGUCUUUGAAGAAAGCAGUAUAGUUCCUUGCUGAAAGGGUCUCUUAACUGUUAAAUAACAAGUCUUAAAGUGUAAUUGACAAUAUAAAUGGUUUGCAUACAGGUUGCCAAAAAUGAAAGUCUCCCUUGUGGCUAUGCAGUGAUUAUAUUUUUUUAAUAAGAAUUUAUUUAGUCUAGCCUAUAAGUUGUCUAUAUGGUUGUUUUAUCACUCGAAGGUUUUCUCUUUUGUGUUUAAAUGCGUUAAAGUAAAUGGAACAGCCACUGAACACAAAGAUAACUUAGCUUUAGUGAGUUUAAAGCCACAAAGUAACUUUUGUGUGGUUUUGAUUGCUUUAUAUCCAAACCUGUGCAUGCUUUUCAGGCGCAGCUCUUUCACGUUGGAAAAACAGAACAAUUGUCUUCAUGUAUCUUACUGUCCCAUAAAUGGAUGGGAAAAAUGCAUGUAGUAACUCGUUCAGGAAAAGUAAUAAUAGUGAGUGUUGGAUAUAGUGCUCAUAUUGAUGUAUGUUUUAGCACUCUGGUGUCAACAAUAUGGUGAAUAUCUCUAGAUAGAUAUAUAUAUGCACAGUAUAUUUGGUUAUAUAUAUAAACACACAGUGUAUGUUUUUCUAACAAGUAUGAAAAGAGACUGGUUCUUAAAUUAAGUUGCUCAUUUACUACCCUGAAAGAUAAAAGUACCAAGUUUUGCUUGUUAAAGAAAACAAACCACAGCCCACAACAAAACCUCCUCCAAACCCUCAAACCAACACUCCGAGUCCGUAAUGCAUAAGCAAGGUCACACAGUGAUCAGUUAUGCAGUGGAUUGUAAGGGGACAAUACUACUGUUGGCUGUAGAGCUGUAGGCUGUUGAAAUUAGAUUUAUGCUAAACGAAAACUGAUAGGUAGAAGGUACAGAUCAUAAAAGUGGUAUAGACCUUUUAAUUUUAUUAUUGUGAUUUCAGGAUAGGUGAUAAGUGCAAAAGGUAGUGUAAGUCAGCUUUAGAAAGUUACACAAGGCAGUUCCAGCUUGGUACAAGCUGACUUAAUGAGCACAAUGUACUUGUGUGUGCAUAGAAAUGAAUCCACUUGGAAUUUGCCAGUUUUGUAUUCGGAGGCUUGUAACCUACUGAGGGCUACUCCUUGCUGUAUUGUGUUCCUUUUAUAAACCUCAAUUGUACUAACUCGACUCUCUUACGGUCUUCAUAGUGUAUUACUUUGUAACUUAAAUUGGCUCCCCUUCCACAGAGGAAUUGUGCAUCUUGAAGUAUCUCUGCCAACUGUAUUGAGCACAUCUACCUUGUACUAUUCUACAGACUUUUAUAUUUGUAACAUUCCAAUUUUCUACCAAAAUUGCAGGUUUAGUACUGUAUUGUUCAAUCUGACAUAGCCUGGUGGCUCUUGCCUUCCAAAUUGGGGGAGUAUGCUUACACUUAAGAAAAAAGGAGAAAAUAUUUUGAAAUAUUUAAAUGCUUGUCAUUUGCUGUUCUUAACUUUCUGAUUUCAGAAAGGCAAUUUGAACAUUCCUCUUGAGACUUUAUAAUGAAAAAGCUCUAUUUGUUAAUUUAUUUGCCUUUGCAAUGCACACACAGUUAUGAAUGCUAUUUUUCUAAAUUGUAGGAAACAUCUGUUCUCAGAAAGUGCAGGAUUGUAUUCUGAGUUAUAUAGAGAGGUAUGCAAUUAAAUUUGCAAAGCUGUUGAUUCUGAAAAUAACCAUGUGAGUGCUAAUUGGCGUAGCUGUGUCUAAACUGAAAAAUUAUUUUGCAACUUAAGGCAUGCACGAGAAUUUUCAAGUACAGCCCAGUGUAGCAAUGUUUACAUAAAGUAAAGCUAUCAUUUCAAUACUACUUUUUUUAAAAAUGAAGUUCAUAUACUUUGAAACGUAAGGUUUUCUCUUUGUUCUAAUUUAAUUUUUCAAAGUCUGUUGAGUAAAUUAUGUUUUAAAUCAGCAUUGUCUAUCAUUGUUUUUUAAAGGAAGCUUGCUCUGUUGUGCUGUUUCCCUUGAUACUAAAUAUCCGAGCCCAAGAUAAGUAACAUAAAGAAGUUGGUUUGUUAGCGUUGGAGUGGGUUAAAAUGUUGUCAGGAUUAAUUGUUCUCUACUGUUGUGGAAAUUCAUUGUCUGUCUAUAAACAUGACAGAGAAAGGCUUGAAAUAGAAGACAGAAAAAUCUGGUCUCGCAUGCAAAAGAACACAGGUUAUUCUGUAAAGUUUAUAAUGUAAGCUUUAUUGCUAAUUAGAUGGAAACAAGUUGGAAGUAGCUGACAGGCUUAAAAUUUUGCACCUCCUUUUUGAAAGAGUCAGUGUUUUAAAAGCAUUUUGCUGCUUCUUCUGCUGGCAAACACUUUUGAGUAACAACAGCAGAGCAUCACUGCGCCUGGGAUUUAUUGCUAAGUAUGUUCAUGGUUGUCCUUCUCCUUUAUGUUCACGCUCCAGUCUUUUCGCUGUUGUUUAACAUGUUGCACCUGUUUUGCGCUAA
This is a messenger RNA of Myiozetetes cayanensis, 4297 nucleotides long. It is a transcript of the gene SAMD8, whose product is annotated as sterile alpha motif domain containing 8. The transcript is spliced from 6 exons. Gene Ontology annotation, cellular component: Golgi membrane; endoplasmic reticulum membrane. Gene Ontology annotation, molecular function: sphingomyelin synthase activity; protein binding; ceramide cholinephosphotransferase activity. Gene Ontology annotation, biological process: ceramide biosynthetic process. Bases 188 to 1432 code for a protein of 414 amino acids. NCBI's taxonomy places the organism in Eukaryota, Metazoa, Chordata, Aves, Passeriformes, Tyrannidae. The record is from RefSeq and is a predicted model, not a curated record.